AUGUCCACUGCAUUGACAAGAGAUGGAGUUGCUCCAUUCAUUAAAAGUUUAAUUCAAAUGUUAGAGACCACAGAGAAUAAUCAUCUUAUAAGAUGGGGUCGUCUCGGAGAAAGUAUUGUAAUAACCAACUGCGCUGAAUUUGAAACCAAAUUGUUACCAAAAUACUUUAAGACUGGAAAGUUUUGUAGUUUUAUUAGACAAUUAAAUAUUUAUGGAUUUCACAAGGUAGACGAUGAGAAAUCAGCACAGAAUGAGGAGCUUGAUCAUGAGUCAUCAGAGUCACAAGCAAGAAUAUUUGAAUUUGCCAACGAUUUCUUUAAGAAACAUCAACCUGAUUUAAUGAUUAACAUCAAGAGAAGAAAGAGUGUAAGAAGAUCGUUGACCGUCAACAAUAACAAUCCAAAUCAAUACAGAACAUCGGCCGCCCAAUCAAAUUCCUACGCCGACGAAGACGACGACCUUGAACAACCGAUUUCCUAUCCCGCCAGUAUAUCGAUUCCCUCGGUGUCAUCGGGAUCGGCACAGCAAUCGGUCAAUCCAAACUCUAGUCAUUCGACACCCGCUCAGUCGCCGAUCGGUGACGUCAAGUUCAGCACUGAACAGUUCGACCCCAGUAACACUGUGGUACAGAAUCUCAUCUUUAACUACAACAAACAACAGACCGAGUACACCGACUUGAAAUUCUCGCACAGCCAACUUCAAGAUUCGCAUUCACAAUUGCAAUUUGCAUUCCAGAAUCUUCAACAGUCCCAUCAGAAUCUCAUGGACCGUGUAUUAAAGUUGACCAAAGCCAUACUGGGCAACUCUAUCAUCCAAAACACCCAACAGCCAGCAAACAACGCACAACAACCACCAUUCUCACCAAACUCUUUGCAGAGCAAACAAAACAGCAUAUUGGCCGAGCUCUCGGGUGCAAGCUUAAAUAGCUCACCAACCCAAAACAAUCUUCUUGCAAAUGCCGCUGCACUUCAACAACCAAUUCAACAGCAACAGCAACAGCAACCACAACAAUUCCAAUUCACUAACUAUAACAAUGCUCCACAGCAACAACAACAAUCUCCACAGCAACAACAACAACAACAACAAGCACCACAACAACUCUCACCACAACAAUCACCAAGUAUCCAAAAUAACUACCAGACUCCAUCACAAGCAACACCACCACAAUUUGCUACUCCUGAACAACCAAGCAGUACCAACAGUUCAUCAAAUAGUAUAAACAGUGCAAGUGGAGUGAAUAACAACUUGUUAUCUUUGGUUAAACAAAUCCUUAACAAGCCAGACAACAAUUCAUUGACUCCACAACAAUUGCUUGCACUUCAAGUUAUACUUACUCAAUCGAGUACUCCACAAACAUUGCAACAACCAAUUCCACAAACACUCCAACAACCACAGCAACAACAACAAUCACAACCACAACAACAACAACAACAACAACAACAACAACAACAACAACAACAACAACAACAACAACAACAGCAACAACAAACUAUUCAACAACAAAAUAAUUUGUUAAAUACAUUGUUGUUCUCACAAUUGCAACAGCCACAACAAAAUCAACAACCAUCGAUGUCACUAAGUCAAUUGCAAUCAACACCCAAUCAAAAUAUGAAUAACUUUAAUAAUAAUAAUACCAAUAAUUCUAUUUUGUCGACCAACAAUGGUUAUAGUAAUACAACCAAUGAUCAAUCAUCGAUCCAACAACAACAACAACAUCAACCACAACAACAACAACAAACACAACAACAACAACAAAACUACUAUAUUCCAACUUACACAGUAAAAGAAGAGCCAAUCAACGUUGACGAUAAUAGUGCUAAAGAUCUUCAAAGCUUCCUAUUGGACAACGAUCUCAUGUUGAAUCAAUCAUCUGAUUUCCUGGGCAAGAGAAAUAAAUCACUCGAUAACAACGGUCUGAGUAUCUCCUCCAUUCUGCCUCCAGAUAAUACAUUUUUCACCAACAACAACAAUAACCAAUCAACAGAUUCAACGAAAUUGAAUCAAAUGGAUUUUGGUUUAGUGUUGAUGUUUCAAAGAUACAAAUCAUUAGUAUUAGUAUCGAAUUAG
Molecule: messenger RNA, 2067 nt
Organism: Heterostelium album PN500
Lineage: Eukaryota; Evosea; Eumycetozoa; Acytosteliales; Acytosteliaceae
Product: heat shock factor family protein
Exons: 3
Coding region: 1-2067 (688 amino acids)
Biological process (GO): regulation of DNA-templated transcription
Molecular function (GO): sequence-specific DNA binding; DNA-binding transcription factor activity
Source: RefSeq, a predicted model, not a curated record